ACAUAAAAUUAUUGUUCAGCUAGAUCAUAUCAUCAAUAAAAUGUUAAAUGUUAUUUUUAUAAUUUUAUUACUUUGUUCCAUACAGAUACAAUGCAAUGAAAAUCCUAAAUAUAAAAGUAAUGAAGAGUUAAAAAAGUUUAUGGAAGUUUUUAAUAAAACUUCGGAAUUUUAUAAUGUUUCUGCGCGGCUUUAUACUAUUGGGAAAUCAGAGAAUAAUUUCCCCCUUCAAGUCAUUGAAAUAACAGCAGUGAAUGACACAGAAAAAUUGGGGGUCCCAAAUGUAAAACUAAUCGCCAACAUUCAUGGAAACGAACCAGCUGGUAGAGAAGUUUUAAUUAGGUUUUUGGAGUAUUUAAGAGAAAAUUACCGCAAAGACAAAACCGUGACUUGGCUUUUGGAAAACACGAAAAUCCACGUUCUACCCGCCAUGAACCCAGACGGCUUCGAUCAGUCCAGUCCGGUGAAAGACGGUACAAAGGGAAGAGAAAAUCGAAAUAAAAUAGAUUUAAACCGAUCUUUUCCCGAUUAUUUUUAUCCCGAUCAUUAUAAAAACAACAAAAAAGCAGCGGAAUCUGAAGCUGUCAUUCAAUGGAUGAAAAAAGUUCCUUUUGUUUUGUCUGCUGGGUUUCAUGGAGGUUCUCUGGUAGCCAACUAUCCGUUUGAUGCAGUAAAAAAUACAGUUUCUGGCCAACAAAGUAAGGAAUCAAAAACUUCAGACGAUGAUGUGUUUGUUCAUUUGGCGAAAACAUAUUCCUUAAACCACAAAACAAUGCACAAAAAUAGAUGCGAUAAUAAUGAUAAAUACUUUAAAGAUGGCAUAGCAAACGGUGCCACAUGGUACAUAGUUCAUGGUGGCAUGGGAGAUUACAGUUAUGCUUAUGAAGGCUGCAUGGAGGUAUCUCUGGAAAUUACGUGUUGGAAGUACCCGGAACCCACUGAAUUGGAGAAUAUAUGGGAGGAAAAUAAAAACGCUCUCAUAGAAUACUGUAAGAAAGCUAAUAUGGGUGUUACAGGACAAAUUUUGAAUUCAGAAAAUAACAAACCUAUUGAAGGUGCGCAAUUAAAAAUUAAGGGUAGAGAUAUGACGUUUAAAAGCAAAACUAAAGGACAAUUUUGGAGGAUUUUAUUACCAGGAAAUUAUACUAUACAGGUUAAAGCUGACGGAUACCACGAUACUCAAGUUGAAUUCAAAGUGAAAAAACAAACGUCAGAAUUUCCCAAGUUGACAUUUUUAAGGAUCCGUAUGUUAAAUUCAUCGAUUUCCACGACUACAAGAAGUACUACCAGUACUACUGCUUCACCAAAGACAACCACCAAAAGUACAACAAUUACAAGAGAGAUGUUUAGGAAUAUCGCUGAAAAACAGCCUCGUCUCGCCUAUAGUACUUUGUCGUCUGGAUCAUUUUCUUUUGGUUCCCUAAAAUUUUUUGAACGUUUGUUAGUUGCUUUAACAUUUUAUCUUUGUUUAUUUUAA
Brassicogethes aeneus is the source of this 1474-nucleotide messenger RNA. The record is from the annotation of a GenBank genome assembly. Lineage: Eukaryota; Metazoa; Arthropoda; Insecta; Coleoptera; Nitidulidae.